This is a messenger RNA of Camelina sativa (false flax), 453 nucleotides long. NCBI's taxonomy places the organism in Eukaryota, Viridiplantae, Streptophyta, Magnoliopsida, Brassicales, Brassicaceae. The record is from RefSeq and is a predicted model, not a curated record.
UAUGUGAUCAUGAUCCUCAUAACUGGACUUCCCAUGUGGAUGGUCCUUUACGGUUCAACAGUAGCUCUUGGGAUUGCUAAUUUUGCAUCGUUCAGCGAAACAUUCCCAUAUCCAAACAGCGCAUUUGGGUAUACUGCAAUGACACUUGCGCCCUUCACAUACCCAAUAAUGACAGGGUGCUUGCUAUCACCUCCUUUUUUUUCAUUCCUUAUCAACAAACGCCGCCGACACCGAGUUGAUUUUCCGGCGAGGUACUUCAGCUCAGUUCAGUAGCUAUCGUGAUGAUGCUGAUGCGUGAAGUAGUCAAGAGGUAUUUAAACUGUGUUGGCUGGGAUCAGCGCUCUCUCCUUCCAAAUUUCCCCCAAACUUUUGUGUCUAGUUUGCUUUCCACCUUAUGUCAGAUUUGAGUUUCGGUCCCUUUGUUCAGUUGAAUUGUGAAUUGUGUUUUCCACU